Messenger RNA from Lampris incognitus (smalleye Pacific opah), 3862 nucleotides. It is a transcript of the gene daxx, whose product is annotated as death-domain associated protein. The transcript has 11 exons. Lineage: Eukaryota; Metazoa; Chordata; Actinopteri; Lampriformes; Lampridae. Bases 295 to 2562 code for a protein of 755 amino acids. Gene Ontology annotation, molecular function: histone binding. The record is from RefSeq and is a predicted model, not a curated record.
GUUAACCAUUGUUUCGGUGAGCGCUAAUGUCCGUGACUUUACCGAAGUGGGUGUGGGUGCGCCGCUAACAAUGCAGUUCGCACGGGCGACCGAAUAUAUCCUCUCAUAACCGGACGGCGCCCAUUCCAUCCCCGGUUCGUCUCGUUAUUUGAUUCACGCCAAGCCGUCCUGCUAAGCUAGCUAAAGCUACGUUUAGCUAGCGCCGCUUUUCCUAACGUCAGUGGUGGACACUCUUCUCUCGCGCCCACGUCAUUCAACGCAAGAUAAGAGAGCAGAGGAGACAGGGUGUUUUAGAUGGCAGUUGUCCCUGCCUCGAUGGCGGAGAGCAUCAUCAUUCUUGAUGAUGAUGAAGAGGAGAGACCCCAGCCCUCUUUGUCUGCUGCCACUUUUUCCUGUCAGCGUCCAGCCAAUCACAUCUCGCUGCUCAAAGCCCAGCAGCCUACCCCCACCCACAUCCCUCAAUCUCCUUUUGCCUCCUCAAAGGACAGACAUGUUCUACAAGCAGAGAACCAGAGGUUGUUCACUGAGUUCAUAGAGUACUGCACACCCCUUACCCAGGACUGCCCAGAGGUCCUGACCUUCCUCCACACGAAGCACUCCAAGGCCUCCACCGACUUCCUGUCAUCCGUGGAGUUCCGCAACACCUUGGGCCGUUGCCUGACACGAGCCCAGGCCAACCGCAGCAAAACCUUUGUCUACAUCAACGAUCUGUGCACCACGCUCAGGCAGCAUGCUGCCAAGAGGAGGCAGGCCCUCACAAAGUCACAGCUCAGGCCAUGUACCCCAGCCUCACCCUCAGCCCUCUCCCCAUCUCCUUUGGCCUCUACCUCUGUAUUGCUUAAAUGCAAGGAGGAUGAGGGAAAUGGGGUGAAAAGGGAAGAGGUGAGCAUAGCCGAGGAUGAACAGCCCUCCACCUCAGGGCUGCAGGAGGACAGGGAGGAGAGAGAAGAGGCCAAGGAAGAGGAUGGGGUGGAGAAAAAGGCCAAGAGAGCAUCCAGGAAACAGAUAGCAUACCUAGAGAACCUGCUGAAGAUGUACAAUGAUGAGAUCUGCCGUCUGCAGGAGAAGGAGCUGAGUUUGGUUGACCUCGAGGCCGAAGACUCCGGAUACAUUCAAGAACACAAGCUCAAACGCAAGAUGAUGAAGAUCUACGACAAGCUGUGUGAGCUGAAGGGCUGCAGCACCUUAACAGGGAGGGUCAUUGAACAGAGGAUCCCCUUCAACAGCACCCGUUAUCCUGAGAUCAACAAAAGGAUUGAGCGUUUCAUCAACAGUCCUGAGGCUCACCAGAACCCUCCGGACUACCCAGACAUCCUGCAGCAGGUCCGGAGAGUCAACGAGCGCUACAAGCUGUCCCUGAGCCGCAGACAGCUGAACCAGAUUGCCCAGGAGGUCUUCAGAGAGACGGGGAGCCGCCUGCAGGAGAGACGCCACCUUGACCUGGUUUACAACUUCGGCUCGCACCUCACAGACUCCUACAAUCCAGCCAUGGACCCGGCCCUGUCAGACUCCUCUCUGAAUCGUAAGCUGCGGGCCAACAGGGAGGUGGCACUCUCCAGCCUGGAAGAGGUCAUCAGCAAGUACUCCUUCAAGCAGGAGGACACGGAGGAACAAGAGAGGACUAAACGGCUGGAGAGAGACAGGCUGGAGAAUGAGAAAUCAGAGACAGAGGGAGACGAAUCAAAGGAGAACGGGAAGGUGAAAGAGGAGCCAGAGGAGGGUGAAGAGGAUGAUGAUGAUGAGGAAGAUGAGGUUUCGUCUGACCCAGACAUAGAGGAAGAGAUCCAGGCCAGCAAACAGCAGGCUGGCCCAGAUGAUGCUGAGGAAGAAGAGGAUGACAGCAAUGAGGCAGAACAAGCCAGCAUGGAGAUGGGGCCUGAGCUACCACAGAGCGUUGGUGGAGAGGGAGGAAGAGUACAGAGUGAUGAGGAAGGUGAGAAAGAACCAGUGACAAGUGGCUUCAGUUUCACUGCCAAGCCAGGAAUCUCCCCAUUGUCUGAAAGCUCCUCCCCUAGGGACAGCCCCAGUCAAUCCCAGCCCAUAGAAAAUGAUAAAGAGGAGCAUUCACCCAACGGGGACCUUGCAGGGAAUGAGGAAGCUGUGGCUUCCUCUGAACACGAGCCAGCUGUGCCGGUGAGCAUGAGUGAGCUCACUCAGUGUGCCACAGACAUCUCACUAGUGGCAGCCAAUCACGUUUCUUUUCCGCCAUCACCAGUCAUGAUCCUAGCCAAUCACGACUCCACGCCGUUAACUUAUGACACACAGUCUGCCGAUGGCAGGUCGCUUACCAGAAGCAGGAAGAGGAGGAGGGAGGAUAUGACACCAGAAAAGUCCGAUGACGUCGAACAAACCAUCAUUCAUGAUAGCGAUGUCGACAUCCCUUUCGACUUGGGUGUGGUGAGCAGCAGUCCUCCCCUGCAAGUUGAGUCCACCAGAGCAGACACCCCCACCCAGGACCUGGUCACCAGCUCACAGUCCACUCCACCCCCCAAGAAAAACAAGGUCAACGUGGCCACACAGUGUGAACCGGACGAGAUUAUAGUACUGUCUGACUCAGAUUGACCCUCCGGUCCGGAAUGAUUAUUCUUGGACUAUCCUCCUAAAAGCAGCCUGUAAUGAAAGAUGCCCGUAACUAUUGGCUUCUGGGUGUGGAGUGUUAUCAGACCGCCCUUUUUUGUGUUGUUUUUCAGAAAUUAACAGAUUCGGAAGUGCUUCUAUGAAUCCAAAAUAAAACGUGUUGGACAGAAUGACAAAUUAUAACCCUCCGUUUAUCCAUUAUCCAAGCUUUGAUAAAACCACAGCAGCCCCAAAUUCCAAAUGAGCAAGAGUUUAACAAUACAAAGAAAAUGAAUUAUUAUUAAACCUUAUUGUGAUUUUAAAUUUUUAUGACGUCAUUGUGUUUGGCAUCAGUACAAACCCAAGUGUACGAGUGUAAAAUUGAAAAUGUAAAUAGAACAGGAACUCUUAUCUGCCAGCCUAAAGGGAGAAGGGUGACAAGGGCAAGGAGGGUUUCAGGGAGACUUGAAUCCCAGGAAACCUUUCGUAGCACGUGGGAGGAUCACUCUAUUCCCCCCAGUUCACCCCCCGAACAGGCGCCCCGACCGACCAGAGGAGGCGCUAGGGCAGUGACCAGGACACAUAGCCACAUCCGCCUUCCCACCCACAGACACAGCCAAUUGUGUCUUUAGGGACGCCUGACCAAGCCAGAGGUAACACGGGGAUUCAAACCAGCGAUCCCCGUGUUGGUAGGCAACUGAACAGACCGCCAUGCCACCUGGACACCCAGUUUCCUUGUUUUUUGUUCUUCUUUUUUUUUGGUGCCAAAAAGUUGACCAAACUUUGGAGCGACAGUGACGAUCAACUAACUGCCUACCAGUAUGUAGUGUGUCUGGAUAUCCGGUCUACAAAUGCAACACUUGUGAUGCUUGGACUAACAGUUUGCUAGCUCAAAGUAGCUUGUCUGAAUGUAGCGCGGCAAAGUGAUUGCACCAUAAGCACAGAGUAUAGAAUAACUUUACCUUCUCUUGGGGAUUUGUUUCCUUGAACUCCUGUUGUAGAUUUUUCUUGUAGUCGGGUUUUGGUAAAUACAAGAGCUCCUCUAUUUCUGCCACAAAACCAAACCAGUGCCUGAAAAUGUGAAUGGUUGCGUGGAAGCAAGAGAGUGCUGGGAUGUGGGCAUUUGCUUAAACUUGUGGCUUGGCGGUGAUUGUGGUAAAUCACUGUCAGUGUGUUUACAUUUAAAUUGUCACAUUUAAAUAUUUAGAUUUCUUCCUUUUUAUUUUUCUAAAAGGAAAAACGGGAUUAAAUUGCUGUUGUGGAGCAUUUUGGAAUGAUAUAGGUCAGGGGCGGUUAACCGUGUGCU